This is a messenger RNA of Lolium rigidum, 1563 nucleotides long. RefSeq names its product F-box/FBD/LRR-repeat protein At1g13570-like. Gene Ontology annotation, molecular function: protein binding. The transcript is spliced from 5 exons. NCBI's taxonomy places the organism in Eukaryota, Viridiplantae, Streptophyta, Magnoliopsida, Poales, Poaceae. The record is from RefSeq and is a predicted model, not a curated record. The coding region runs from base 87 to 1397 and encodes 436 amino acids.
CCGAAACCCAAGGGCGGGGGACAGGAAGAGAUCCAAAGCAGCCGCCCAAACCCUAGGGUCUCGCUCUCACAGUUCAAGCGUACCAAAUGGAGCACAAAAUUUUUCUUUUCGAGAUUGUGGAGCACGAAAUUUCCCCAGCGAAGAUAUGCAAAUCUGUUGCAGAUGAAGAUAUAAUCACCAACCUACCGGACGCUCUCAAAGACAAAAUCCUGUGCUGCUUGCCAAUAAAAGAAGCUGUUCGAACUUGCCUCUUGUCAAGGAACUGGAGGUACACAUGGGCUUCAAUGACCGAACUGGUGUUCAGGAGAUCUGAUUUUGCUUCAGGAAAUGGCAAUGCAAAAUAUGAUGCAUGCAAGUUUCUUAAGUUCACUGAUAUGUUUCUCUCCCUGCACAAUGGCCCAAUUCUGAAGUUUGGACUGAAUACUGGGAUUGAAAUGCUAUCCACUGGAGGACACAUUUACCGCUGGAUGCUUAUGUUAUCAAGAAAUGGAAUUAAGGAAAUUCAUCUUAUGACAAGUACAUUUGACCGUUACAAGAUCCCAUCUUGCUUUUUCUUCUGUGAUAGACUAGAACAUGUGUACCUGCGAGCUUGUAUCUUAACUAGUUCACAGUUGCCACUAUCUAAAGGCUUCAAACAAUUGAGUACUCUCCAUCUAGAACAUAUCUCUGUGCAAGGAAACAGUAUAGGGGAUUUAGUUGCGAGUUGCCCGAAUUUGGAGAAACUUCACCUUGCUAAGUUGAUCAGCAUGCACCAUAUCUAUAUUCAUUCAACAAAGCUCAAGAUACUAACAAUUGAAGGCCAGUUUCAACACCUGAAUCUGCAUACGCCCUAUCUUACUUCUGCAACCAUCAAACUGAAACUGCAAUCUGAGUUAAAUGAUGCUUCGACGGCCAGAUGCAACUUCAAUCUUUCUGAGUUUAUUGGUUCUCUUUCAGAUGCUGAGACCAUUAUACUUCAUGGGCCGAUCUUGGAGUGUGUAGACCAUGAAUUCUUGAUUCUGAAGACGACAGGACUAUUCAACCGGCUGACAUAUAUAAGCCUGGAGAUCAACCUUGGUAAUCUGAAGGAGGCAAAUCUUGCUCUCUGCUUAUUUCAGCAUGCCCCCAACCUCACAUGUAUCGAUCUAAUGCUCAUUCCCAGGAAUCUCAUGGUAACCCCAGUGCGUUUCUGGGAAUCGAUAGAUCGUCAUGUAUGUCUCUUCCAGAAGGUUCAUACAGUUGGUAUGACCAACUUUACUGGCUCCUUCGCAGAGCUAGGCUUCUUGAAGCUUUUACUUGAAGAUGCACCGGUGCUAAGAAAAGUGAUAAUAAGUGACAAGGGAUUGGACAGAGGUGUCUUCCAGAAUCUCCUAAAGAUGAGAAGAACAUCAAAGGAGGCAGAAAUAGUGAUUGUCUGAGGCUUGUUUCCCCCACCCCGAAAAGGUCAAUUCUGCGACCCCUGAAUUAUUUAUCUGUACUGUGUUUCUAUGGAUAGGAGCAGGUCCAAUAUCUGAAAGAACAAGUCCAAUAUCUGAAAGCACAGGUCUAGACCACUUAACGGCACCAAACUCGUGCUUGGAACUU